CCGUUUCCGCUUUAGGCAGGCCGAAAAAAGCAGCAGCUCUACCCCACUGCCCUUCCAGCAGCAUCUCACCUUCAGCCGGCCACACGCACAUCCGCCGACGCCCCUGAAAGACAUCACCAGAAACAAAAGAGAAAACCAAACCGGGGCGAAAGCAUCAAACCAUCAAGGCGGAUCGAUUUGAUAAUGUAGAGCUUGUUUUGCGUGUUUGACAUCUAAUUCAUCCUGCCUGUUCCACUGCGACACGGAAAUCCCGCAUAGAUUUACCGCAACCUUUUUUUUUCGCCUAGUCACGAUUAAACCGUGUGACUUCAUAACGUCCCAAACGCAAUCCGCCUAGGUCUCCAUCGUUGUUUUGAUUUGUUUGGCAGUCGGAUCGGGCCUCAUCCGCUCUCCUCCAGCAGCAUCUUCCUCAUCAGCGCGCAUCCUUCAAUCUGCGCCAUGGCCGAUGUACCAGCGGAGUGCAACAUUAAAGUGCUGUGUCGCUUUCGUCCUCUCAACCAGUCCGAGAUAAUACGCGGGGACCAGUUCCUGCCCAAAUUUCAAGGGGACGACACUGUCGUCGUGGGGGGGAGGUCUUAUGCGUUUGAUCGGGUUUUUCCGACCAACACCACCCAGGAGCAAGUUUACAACACCUGCGCCAAGCAGAUUGUCAAGGAUGUUCUUAGUGGAUACAAUGGGACUAUCUUUGCAUAUGGACAAACCUCCUCUGGGAAGACUCACACCAUGGAGGGAAAGCUGCAUGACCCUCACCAAAUGGGCAUCAUUCCUCGCAUUGCUGAGGAUAUUUUCAACCACAUCUUUGCGAUGGACGAAAACCUGGAAUUCCACAUCAAGGUUUCCUACUUUGAAAUCUACAUGGACAAAAUCCGUGACCUUCUGGAUGUGACAAAGACCAACUUGUCUGUCCACGAGGAUAAGAACAGGGUUCCAUAUGUUAAGGGAUGCACUGAGCGCUUUGUGUCCAGUCCUGAUGAGGUUAUGGAUGUGAUUGACGAGGGCAAAGCUAACCGCCAUGUUGCUGUGACCAACAUGAACGAGCACAGCUCUCGCAGCCACAGCAUCUUCCUGAUCAACAUCAAACAGGAGCACGUGGAGACAGAGCAGAAGCUGUGUGGGAAACUCUACCUGGUGGAUCUGGCUGGCAGUGAGAAGGUCAGCAAGACCGGAGCUGCAGGUUCUGUUCUGGAUGAGGCUAAAAACAUCAACAAGUCUCUAUCUGCCCUGGGGAACGUCAUCUCUGCUUUGGCUGAGGGAACGAAAAGUCACGUUCCGUACCGUGACAGCAAAAUGACCCGCAUCCUGCAGGACUCACUGGGCGGAAACUGCCGCACCACCAUGUUCAUCUGCUGCUCCCCAUCCAGCUACAAUGAAGGGGAGACUAAAUCAACUCUGAUGUUUGGACAACGUGCCAAGACCAUCAGGAACACGGCCUCUAUUAACCUGGAGCUGACCGCCGAGCAGUGGAAGAGGAAGUACGAGAAGGAGAAGGAGAAGAACAAGACAAUGAAGGAGACCAUUCAGAAACUGGAGGCGGAGCUCAACCGCUGGAGAAAUGGGGAGGACGUCCCUGAGACUGAACGGACCACCGCAGACGUGGUGACCCGUAUUGAGUCGGUGGAGGAGCGCCCUGUGUUGGACAAUGACACCUCCUCCAUUGUGGUUCGCAUCUCCGAAGAGGAGCGACAGAAGUAUGAGGAGGAGAUCCGCAAGCUGUACAAGCAGCUGGAUGACAAGGAUGAUGAAAUCAACCUGCAGUGUCAGCUGGUGGAAAAGCUGAAGCAGCAGAUGCUGGAUCAAGACGAGCUUCUGGCCUCCUCUCGAGGAGACGGGGACAAGGUGCAGGCUGAGCUGGGUAGGCUGCAGGUGGAGAGCGACUGUGCAAAGGCUGAGGUGAAGGAGGUGCUUCAGGCUCUGGAGGAACUGGCCAUUAAUUAUGACCAGAAGAGCCAGGAGGUGGAGGAGAAGGGUCUGCAGAACCAGCUGCUGGCCGACCAGCUUGCCCAGAAAAUGGCGAGUCUCAUGGAGCUGGAGGCGGAGCUGUCUCGUAUGCAGGAGGUGAGCGGUCAGCAGAGGAAACGCAUCGCAGAUGUCCUCAACGGGCUCAUGAGGGACCUCAGCGAGUUCAGCAACAUUGUGGGGAACGGAGAAAUAAAGCUGCCGGUGGAAAUCAGCGGGGCCAUUGAGGAGGAGUUCACUGUGGCACGACUCUACAUCAGUAAGAUCAAGUCGGAGGUGAAGAGCAUGGUAAAGCGAUGUCGCCAGCUGGAGAACAUGCAGCUGGAGUGCCACCGCAAGAUGGAGGAGACUGGGCGGGAGCUGUCCUCCUGCCAGCUCCUCAUCUCCCAGCAUGAGGCUAAGAUCCGCUCUCUGACUGAGUACAUGCAGAGCGUGGAGCAGAAGAAGAGGCAGCUGGAGGAGAGCCACGACUCCCUGACCGAAGAGCUGGCUAAGCUGCAAGACCAGGAUAACUCUCUGCUUGAGGAGAAAGAUGGAGAGAAGGGUGAGCUUGAGGAUGGAAAUACGAAGAAAGCCCUUCGUCAGCAGGGGGAGUCUCACCGCGGCCUCCAUCACAAACAGCUGGCCCGCCUGCGGGAUGAGAUCAACGAGAAGCAGAGGAUCAUCGAUGAGCUCACAGAUCGUAACUCCAAGAUGGAGCUGGAGCUGGCUCAGGUGCGUGCUGACUUUGAACGUCUGAAGAGUCAGGACAGCUGCAAGAGUGAGCGCCUGGAGGAGCUCUCAUUCCUGCAUGAGCGUCACGAGCAGACCAAACAGGACUUGAAGGGUCUGGAGGAGACCGUCGCCCGUGAACUCCAGACCCUCCACAACCUGCGCAAGCUGUUCGUUCAAGACCUCACGUCGCGGGUUAAAAAAAGUUCCGAAAUGGAGCCUGAUGAUAGCGGGGGGUCUUGCACCCAGAAGCAGAAGAUUUCCUUUCUUGAGAAUAACCUGGACCAACUUACAAAGGUUCACAAACAGCUGGUUCGUGACAAUGCAGAUCUGCGUUGUGAGCUUCCAAAGCUGGAGAAACGUCUUCGGUCUACUGCUGAGAGAGUUAAGGCCCUGGAGACUGCAUUGAGGGAUGCCAAAGAGGGCGCCAUGAUGGACCGUCGCCGCUACCAGCAGGAAGUUGAUCGCAUCAAAGAGGCCAUGAGGGCUAAGGUUGCUUCAAGACGCCCCCAUGCUGCACAGAUCGCAAAACCAGUGAGACCAAAGCAGCUACCUGUUUGCUCUCCUACGAAUCCGUUCUACGCCUACAUCAGGGCUACUGAACACGCCAACGCCUACAGCAACGCCCUCUUCCAGGGCAGCAUGACACCGAAGAGCUCCUCCAGCAUCGACUGCAACCUGAACUCAGUGCAGAGCAACACAGUUUCCACAGCUUUGGGCUACAGAGCGGGGAGAUAUAACGGAGAUGUGCUGGAAUCCUACCCACUCAACAUUGACAACGGUAACAACAUCAGUGAAACCAGAGACAUAAAUGAUAACAGGAGUGAUGUUCCCUGUGGGCGCGAGGCGGAUGAUUCAAACAGGCACCAUAGCAUGCAGCAGCAGCCGACCGCUUCAAGUUAGCUCGACCAAACACUGUACCCCUUUAAGGAACCUCCCGUUCUGUUUGCAUGCAGCCUCUGUAACCUCCGCCCACUGCUUCACCGAUGAAGAAGAUGAUGAUGAAGAUCUGUAGCCCUGUAGUAGAUGAAGCCCCACCCGUUCCCCUGCUGACCGUUCUUGCUCUCAGUUUCAGGCUUCAGUCUCUUCCAUCUCAGUCAGUGUUAAGCAUAUUGUCUCAGUCUCUCCUUUAUUUAGACAACCAAAUCUCAGCUGUAUCUACUUAUUAAUCUGUGGGUUGAUCGGCUGACCUGCACAUAUCUCUCCCUGAGGUGACUGGACUGAAACCUGACUGAACCCAGAUUGCUCGGUACUCACAGUGUGUAAAUAGUAGUGCUGUAUACUCCUGCUCAGUUUUUGACCAACAACUGUUUGUUCAAAUUCCACAUUUCCUCCAUUCCUUUGCCAUGUGGGUUGAAAACGUACAGUAAGCGAGCCUGAACAUUUUGAUCUGUCAUAAAUAAGAGCAUAUACCAGGUAGUCACCUUCUCAUUGUGCAUGUCAUAUAAUUUGCCUUCUAAGCUUCCAAAUUUCUGCAUGUGUCCUGUUUGAACCUUUUAACAGAUGCAGGAUGCAAAAGGAUGGUUUCCCUUAAUCCAGAUCUCU
Molecule: messenger RNA, 4212 nt
Organism: Cyprinodon tularosa
Lineage: Eukaryota; Metazoa; Chordata; Actinopteri; Cyprinodontiformes; Cyprinodontidae
Gene: kif5aa
Product: kinesin family member 5A, a
Exons: 29
Coding region: 439-3570 (1043 amino acids)
Biological process (GO): microtubule-based movement
Molecular function (GO): microtubule motor activity; ATP binding; microtubule binding
Source: RefSeq, a predicted model, not a curated record